This is a messenger RNA of Athalia rosae (coleseed sawfly), 843 nucleotides long. RefSeq lists its product as uncharacterized. The coding region runs from base 278 to 829 and encodes 183 amino acids. The transcript has 4 exons. The record is from RefSeq and is a predicted model, not a curated record. NCBI's taxonomy places the organism in Eukaryota, Metazoa, Arthropoda, Insecta, Hymenoptera, Athaliidae.
CAACAUCGUACGCACGUACGUACGUCCAACCCGACCAGCGAUGAAUAUUUCAAAAUUCAACACAAGAGCCAUAUUUUCAUAUGAAAUUUAGCGAAAGUAUUAUCCUCUUCGGUAUAUGUGUAUAGUUGAGCUAUACUUUAACGGAGAUAUUGAUAUCGCUUGAUCGAAGUGAAUUUUCCCGUUGUUCCAUGAUGUCGAGGUCUACAUUUGGAUUCUUGUAUGUUGUAACCUAACUAGUGGCGUUUGCCGGUGACAAACAUCGGCUGUAAAGUUUCUAAUGGCGCAGGUCUUACGACAUGGAAUAAGGACUAAUUUUGCGGUGAUUUCACUCUUGGUUGUAUCUACUGCUGAAAUUUGCGAGAAAAUAACCGAAGGAUUGCUCAAAAGUACAUCUGCACAAAAAUACCGCGUACUCGUACACAGGUGUGAAUCUAUCGAUGAAAUUAUCACCAAAUGGAACAGUCUUCACGUCGAUUUUAUUGUCUUUGCAUUUGACUCCAGAAUCUCACUAUCCUUGAUCGAGGUGGAGAAGAAUAUCUUUUUAGUUGAUCAGAGUUUUAUACUGUAUGGCCAAAGUUGUUUGGUCCAUGCCAAUAAUGUUUCUACACAUGCUAUGGGGAUAAAUACGGAUAAGAUUUUGGAAUUAAGUUACAAGUACAACCUCCGACUUUUAAGUGCGAAUGUUUUUGUCCCUGAAGAUUGUCUCUAUUUGGGCGAAAGGAUUAUAACUCUGGCUUCUGCUGUUUUGGGUCAAAAAAGUGGAUAUCCUUUGCUAAACUCGCUGAAUCAAUAUCGAGGACUUAUUGAAGCGGAUGAGUCUGUGCAAUAAAUGAGCAAUCAAGG